This is a messenger RNA of Durusdinium trenchii, 1772 nucleotides long. The record is from the annotation of a GenBank genome assembly. Lineage: Eukaryota; Dinophyceae; Suessiales; Symbiodiniaceae.
CGAUCAGAAAUUGGUGUGUUUUCUUUGGAUGACCGAUGCCAAGACGGAUGCUUUAAGACGACGGCUCAGCACCUGCGGCAGCGGUGCCUUGGUGGGCCGCGAGUAUUUUGCCCACCGGAAUGAGGUGAUCCUGCGCAGCGGUGAGAUCCCGACCGGCGUCCAUUUGCUGCUGGAGGGCUGUUUGCAGGUUCAAGCGCUGGGCGAGUUCUGCGAGACGGAACCCUUCGAAGUAGUCAAUGUUGGAAAGCUCGAGAGUGGAGACACAGUUGGAGUACUUUGCUGUUUGCAAAACAGGCCAUCGAGGUUUUCCUAUCGAGUAUGUUCCAAUGGCAUGAGUUGUCUCCUCAUUCCGAGCUCAUUGAUGACAACAAAGCUUCAGAACCUCCUUAGUGAUCGGUUCUUGCCAGUCGAAUCUUCUCGAGAAGAGUCUUGGGAGUCCUUUGCACUUGCAGAGAUCGAAGAAAGAGCUCUAGCAGCAAAAGCCAAGCAGGAUUUAUCCGGCUUGGGCGUCCGAGAGCAUCGCUACUUGAUUCCUCCUCGACUCUUGAUGAGCUGUCAUCCCAACUUAGCCCAGCUGGCCUCCCAUCGCAGAGACCCACCACCUCCCAUACCGAUCAAGCCCUUGGCCGAGCUGCUGCGAGAGAAGCGAGGGCUCAAGGAUGUUGAGGAGCCGACCACGGAGGAGGAACCGGAGCCGCCAGCACUCCCCACCGACCUGGAUUUGGCCACCCUGCUCCGCAUGGACGAGCCAAUACGAGAAGCCUCCCCAAAGCGGGGAGAGAUUAAGCUCAAUCUGAGAAAGCCAGGCAGUAUCUACAUUCCCCACACCUUUUCGGACGCCAAGCAAUGGAGACGGAGCAGGUCUUAUCAAUUCUGUCAGCAGUUUCCAGUUUGGCAGCCAGACACCGCCAAGAGGCCAGACUACGAGCUUUGUCUGCAAAUGGGACGUAUUUGUCGCGUGCUGUUGCAGGUCAGCCGAGUCAUCAAGUCUGGAGUUCGGAAGCUUCGAGGCAGCCAAAUCAAUGAUGCAACUGAUUUGCUGAAUGCCAUGAAUCCGGAGCAAACGCCCAAGCUCCCCAGCAGUAUUGUGCCAGAUGCCAUCCAUGUGCUGGGGGUCCAGGUUCCAGAAGAACAGGUCCAGGAACUUGUCAGCCAGAUGGAUUCUGGAAAUACUGGUGAAAUAGAUCGAGAAGAAUUGGCAGAUGCAUUUACCUCUCCAAAGAGUACCGUCAACAUGUACUACAACCGGGCGAGGAAGACCACUGAUGAGGCAAUCCUGAACAGCGAAGGAGGACUUUCUUUGGAGGACCUCAGCGAAGCAUCGGAUGUUGUCGUGGAAGCGGUGGAGGAGCUUCACACGACUUGGGAGGUGCAGCCUGCAACAUCCUUGCGCCUGCAUUUGACUGCUGAGCAAGAGAGGCCCCGCAGUGCUACCUUGAAUGCUUUGCCGGGACGACCUUUGAGUGCUCACAGCUUACGUGGAACAAAGACAUCGCCCAAGGAGGCUGAAUCGCCCGUGAAGCGGCCCCGGGUGGGCAAAUUCCAUGCCAUGCAACUGCGGCUUCGUCGAAGACAGCUGAAAAGCCCCGAGACGAGAUCAAAGACGCCCGGUCGUGUUUUAGUGGAGAUCAAAGACGGAGAAUCACUCUCUCCGGUCUCUCCUGGUUCCCGGGCCUUUUCAAUCCUUUCAAAGUUUGACGAACGUGCAUCUAGAUUGUGUGCAUAGUUUGGCACAGCCUCAGGGUGGCUCAAGAUCGCGUUUAUGAAGCCGG